AUGAACGACGUUUUUCUCAACUCUGUCCAUCCACUGCCCGCAAUUCGGCCCAAGUCCUCCUCGUCUGGCCCCCCAGCCUCGACCAAACCCGGCCGCGCUUCUUCCAUUAAGAAACAUCAACCACAGACGCCCCUAAGUGCAGCCUUUGAUUCAAUAUCUCGGGCCAUAAAAGGCGCCAAUAAUCUUGUCUUGUCUCUUCGCGAUGGAUUAUCCGAGUUGGAACGGGAAAACAGGAGGAAAAAGGAGGAACGCAGGCUUGUACUCUCUAUUCACAUGAAAAACGCGGAAAGCAGGAAACAAUGGCAGGAAGCCGCAGAAGAGCUCGACAUUCUCGAGGAAAACGACCUGUGGAAGCUCAACCCAUACUUAGGGGAUUAUAACCCCGCCCUGAUUGAGGCGCGCCUCAAAGAACUCGACGAUGCGCGGACGAACUGUGACACCCGUGCUAUGAUGCACCUCGUUCGAACCGCUCUAUGCAGAGAUCUCGGGGGUAUGGGAAAUGUCGAUCUAUACAGGCACUCCUACGUAGGCACCAAGAGCCUCAUCGAACGAUACGUCGACUCGGCCAUGCAGACCAUCGAUGCCUUGGUAGAAAAGAGCCAGUUUUCAUUGCCUGAAGGCAUGGGCCAAAGAGACAUCCUCGAGAGCGUCUUGUACGCCCGUCAGAGCUUUGGUCGAAGCGCAUUGCUCUUGAGUGGAGGCGGGACACUGGGUAUGUCCCAUAUUGGUGUGCUCAAGGCCCUCUUCGAAGUCAAACUGCUUCCACGCAUCAUAUCAGGUGCCUCAGCAGGCUCCAUUGUUUCGGCCGUUAUUUGCACAAGGACCGACGAAGAGAUUCCGCGGCUUAUAAGGGAAUUUCCAUACGGUGAUCUGGCUGUCUUCGAUGCCGAGGAGAACCCCGACGGUGUCUUCGAUCACAUGCGGAGGCUACUGACUGAGGGAAGCUGGACCGAUAUAAAACAUCUGAACCGUGUGAUGCGUGGUUUGGUUGGAGAUCUUACCUUCCAGGAAGCGUAUAACCGCACUCGACGCGUCCUCAACAUUUGUGUUUCAACCGAGUCCAUGUACGAGCUACCGCGUCUCCUAAACUACAUCACGGCACCCAAUGUCAUGAUUUGGUCUGCCGUGGCUGCAUCAUGCUCCGUACCCCUGAUCUUCAGCGCUGCGCCGCUGCUCGUCAAGGAUCCCGAUACCGGCGAAUACAUGCCCUGGAACCCGACACCGCAGCGAUGGAUUGACGGAUCCGUGGACAACGAUUUGCCCAUGACCAGGCUUGCAGAGAUGUUCAACGUAAAUCACUUCAUCGUCUCUCAGGUGAACCCUCACGUCACCCCGUUUCUGGCUCGUGAUGACCAGCUGGACCCCGAUGAUUUUGCGGCACGUCAGUCCAGCUUGUCACCCAGCAAGCAAGAGCUUGACUGGGUCUACGCUCUGACGGCCCUCGCCAAAGACGAGGCGUUGCAUCGGUUGCACUUCCUUGCCGAGAUUGGUGUGUUUCCGAAUCUGGUCACUAAGCUUAGGAGCAUUCUCAGCCAAAAGUAUUCCGGCGACAUCAAUAUUCUCCCGGAAGUCAAUGUCCAUGAUAUUCCGAAAAUCCUCAGCAACCCGAACCCCGACUUCAUGCUGCGAGCUUGUCUGAUGGGCGAACGCGCAGCUUGGCCGAAAUUGAGCCGGAUUCGCGAUCGAUGCGCCAUCGAGCUUGCACUGGACAGGGCGGUCCAUCGUUUGCGAGCUCGCGUCGUGUUCUCAGAUAGUCAGGUUGACUUGAGGAGGCUCACCACCGGCAUUGCUCUACCGCCGCCAUGGCCCAAAUCCAUUGCGCUACCAAAACAGACGUCUUCGGUAGCUCCCGCUCUCACACUAGACACCGGAGUCGUGAAAAACCGGCAGCGUAGAUGUUCUGGUAGUAGCGUGCAACUCAUGGCGCAUCACAGGCGUCUAAUGGAGAAUGUUCUCACAGAUGAAGAGACGGAAGAGGAGGAACGGUUGGAGAUGCGGGCAAGGCAUGGCCAUGGCAGCUCCUCGCUUGUCAUUGUUCGCAAACCACGUCUGAAGAGGGCGGCAAAGAGCCAUUACAAUUUUUCGCUGGCUAGAGGACCAAUGACGAGCCCGAUAAAUCCGGCACAACUGGAGGCCACUGAGUUUGACUUUGGGAAGCCUGUAACCCCACCGCUGCACCGCUCACGAAAGUCGGAAACCUCUCUGUUCCACACCAGGAAACCGAGUAGCCUUGAUAUGACCCCGGCGAAAGAAAUCGAGUUGACGGCGCCGCCAUCGAGGGGCGAGGCAACUUCGCACACAGAUGAGAUGGAGACAUCAGACAUUCACACUUCUGACGGGGAUGUGGAGUCACACACAGAAGAUACAAUGUCCGACCCGGAUCCUUACGAGGGGAACUGGCUGCACGGGCCUUCGAAUGAGUUGGAAACGGACCCCAAGAACGACAAGGAGCUGCUCGAAGUCAGCAGCCACGGGAGGGUGAGCUCCUCGGACGAGGAAAAGAAGACGGAAAACGGCAAAGAAGCGCCCGAAGAAUCGACCGAGGAAGACGAUGUUCUCAGGUCCAAUUGGAUGAGCUGGGAUUAG
This is a messenger RNA of Colletotrichum orchidophilum, 2586 nucleotides long. Its product is annotated as patatin-like phospholipase. The coding region runs from base 1 to 2586 and encodes 861 amino acids. The record is from RefSeq and is a predicted model, not a curated record. Lineage: Eukaryota; Fungi; Ascomycota; Sordariomycetes; Glomerellales; Glomerellaceae. The transcript has 3 exons. Gene Ontology annotation, biological process: lipid metabolic process. Gene Ontology annotation, molecular function: triacylglycerol lipase activity.